CUCGUCACCUUCAUUCCUUCCCCUUCCCUUCAUUCCUUCAUCCAUCAAAAUCAAUCAAAUCUGUAUAUAUAAAAUACAGCAAUGAUCUUCUUUUCCUCCUAAUGGAAGCUCGCCAUCGUCAUUGUGGUUAGUUAGUCAGUUACAUUCAUACUGCGUCGCUUUCCGGUUCCUGGUUUUCUUCUGUUACCACCAGCUUGAGAGAGAUAGAGAGAUGCAGAUGGUGAUGAGGGAGAGUGAGGAGGGGAGUCCUCAGGUGACGACUCCUCGCAGCCCGGAGGCGAAAUUGGGGAUGCAGGUUGAGGAUCUCUGGGACGUUCAGGAACCGCAGCUCAGCCCCACCGAGAAGCUCAAUGCUUGCUUUGAGAGCAUCCCCGUUUCCGACUUCCCCCCCGCGGCUCCCGAUCAAGUGAUCGAGAUUAAAUCGGAUGCAAGCUUGGGGGAGGCUGUCAAGCUCCUGUCUCAGAACAAGCUUUUAGGUGCUCCUGUUGUGGAUGUGGAUGCUCCUGAAGAUGCCAGUUGGAUCGAUAGAUAUAUCGGAAUUGUCGAAUUUGCUGGGAUUGUUGUCUGGAUUUUGCAUCAGUCAGAAAAGAUGGAAGGAUCUGCCAUUUGGGAUGAAGCAUGUGCUGAAUUAGAUGGUAAACUUGGUCCUGCUGUCGCAGCAGCUGCUAAUGGAAUGUCUUCUCCUAGGUUCAGAAGUUUUCACCCCGAGUCUCCUACCGCAACUUCUGGAAACUUUUUUGAGGCUCUAACCUCUUCUGACCUAUAUAAGAACACAAAGGUUCGAGAUAUUUCUGGGUCAUUCCGCUGGGCCCCAUUCCUUGCCUUGCAAAAUUCCAACUCUUUCCUGACAAUGCUUCUGUUGCUGUCUAAAUAUAGAAUGAAGAGUGUUCCAGUUGUCAAUUUAGGUGAAGGAAAGAUUGAUAACAUUAUAACUCAAUCUUCUGUCUUGCACAUGCUUGAAGAAUGUGCUGGUCUUCAUUGGUUCGAGAGCUGGGGUUCCAAAAAACUAUCUGAACUCGGUCUCCCUGUAAUGAAGGCUCAUCAUAUUAUUAAGAUUAAUGAGGAUGAACCGGUUCUCCAGGCAUUCAAGUUAAUGAGACAAAAAGGUGUGGGUGGACUACCUGUGGUUGAAAGUGGUGGAAGCAAAGCAAUUGGUAAUAUAAGCAUCAGAGACAUUCAGUUCCUUCUUAUUGCACCUGAAAUCUACAAGGACUACAGAUCCAUCACAGCAAAGAACUUCAUAACAGCAAUCCAACGGUACACGGGGGAGCAGGCAAAGGACUUGCCACUCCCAAGUGGGAUGGUGACAUGCAGAAGAGACGACAGCCUCAAGGAAGUGAUCGCGAAGCUCGACUCUUUGAAGAUCCAUCGGAUAUACACGGUCGAUGAUGAUGGGAAUCUAGAGGGUAUCAUCACUCUCAGAGACAUUAUCUCAAAGUUGGUGCACGAACCUCGCGGUUACUUUGGAGAUUUCUUUGAUGGUGUCUUGCCACUGCCUCCCAACACCAGGGUCUGAUAUGUGUAUAUAUAAUAUAUAUACAUAAACAACACAUCCAAGUCUGACCUUCUCUGCUGAUCUCUUCAAUACCUUUUUCUUAAUAAUGGACACUCUUAUUGAGAACUUUCCAGUGUGUGUAUGGUUUCCCUUUCUGUGUCUAUUCUAAUUACAGGGAAAAUAAAUUUCUUUUGUAAGUACUGUUUGGGUCAUCUUGUAUGUGAGGAAACGAGGAAUUCUUUUUCCUUCUUCUGUCUCAAUAUAUUUGAUAAUUUCAUUUCACACUUUUAUAUGUACAAAAAAUAUAUGGAGUAUGCUCUUCAAGCCUCGUAAAUUUAUGAUGG
Molecule: messenger RNA, 1839 nt
Organism: Cuscuta campestris
Lineage: Eukaryota; Viridiplantae; Streptophyta; Magnoliopsida; Solanales; Convolvulaceae
Source: the annotation of a GenBank genome assembly